GACUCAACAACCCAAAACACCUAAUUCCUCUUCUUCUGCCACGUUUUCUACCUCUCUCGAGCGUCAACCUUCUACUUUUCCUUCCCGUCCAGGAAAACGGAGAAAAGCUCUGAUCUCUCUUCCCUCAGUCUCUUUCCCAGUCCUUAAAAUUGAUUCUCCGUUCCUGUUCCUUUCUUUUCAUAAAGUUAAAAAGAGAAUAAAGAUAGUGAUAUUCCCAUAUCGUCUCACCCCUCUCUCGGGCUAUAUCAAACCCCAUAUCUCAACUACACUUAAACCCACACGUUUUGACGCCAAAGUCUUGUCUAUCAGUUUAUGCGCUUCUUCAAAUUCGCAAUCAUUCCCCAACAGACCCCUCCAAAACCCAUCUUGGCUUCUCCUCUCCCAGUGCAGAUCGGCCAGUAAUGGAGGUGGGUGUUGCCUCUGGGGCUGGAAUCUUCAUCUUCUCGAUUUUGUUUUUCCUCUCAAGUGCUGAGAUCUCACCUAAGGUGGGAGUGAACUAUGGACUAUUGGGCAACAACCUGCCCGCCGCUUCACGCUCCGUACAACUCAUCAAGGGUCUCAAAGCAGGAAGAGUCAAGCUCUAUGAUCCAAAUCCUGAGAUACUCGAGGCUCUCAGCGGCACAGAGCUUCAAGUCUCGAUCAUGGUUCCAAACCAACAAAUCUCAAACAUUUCAAGAAGCCAGAAGCUAUCAGAUCAGUGGGUGAAGACCAAUGUGGUUCCGUACUACCCCGAAACGAUGAUCCGAUACGUGCUCGUUGGGAACGAAGUCCUUAGCCUCUACGACCAAAAACAGGGCUGGCCCGAUCUCGUGCCGGCCAUGCGCCGAAUCAAGGGGUCACUGAGGAAGUUCCACAUCCACAAGGUCAAAGUCGGAACCCCAUUGGCCAUGGACGUGCUGGAAUCCUCGUUUCCGCCUUCCAACGGCACGUUUCGGUCCGACAUUUCUGUUUCGGUGGUCAGACCGCUGUUACAGUUCCUGAACCGGACAAAAUCGUUUUUCUUCCUCGAUGUCUACCCUUACUUUCCAUGGUCCUCCCAACCCCACAACAUUAAACUCGACUACGCUCUCUUUGAGGGUGGGAAUCUAACGUACACCGACCCCGGUACUGGCUUAACCUACACCAACCUCCUCGACCAGAUGCUCGAUUCGGUGGUUUUCGCCAUGAAGCGUCUCGGGUUUCCCGAGAUUCGGCUUUGGAUAGCCGAAACAGGAUGGCCCAACGCCGGCGACAUCGACCAAAUCGGCGCCAAUAUUUACAACGCUGCCACUUACAACCGAAACUUGAUAAAGCGGCUGAAUGCCAAACCGCCGGUCGGCACACCAGCUCGACCGGGUUCGGUUUUACCGACAUUUAUAUUCUCUCUGUACAACGAGAACCAGAAAGGCGGACCGGGCACGGAACGCCACUGGGGUCUACUGUACCCCAAUGAGAGUAGCGUCUACCCGAUCGAUCUCACCGGAGAGACACCGGAGUCGGAGUAUCCGCCGUUGCCAGCGCCAGAGAACAAUGAGCCGUACAAAGGGAAGAUAUGGUGUGUGGUGGCCAAAGGAGCGAACAGGACAGAGUUGGGAUCGGCACUGACAUACGCGUGCGGGCAGGGGAAUGGCACUUGCGAACCGGUUCAACCCGGUCGGAAGUGUUACAAACCGGAUUCUCUCUUUAGGCACGCGAGUUUCGCAUUCAGUUCGUAUUGGGCGCAGUUCCGGAGUACCGGCGGCACUUGCUACUUCAAUGGACUCGCAGUUCAGACCACGAAGGACCCAAGUUAUGGAUCGUGCAAGUUCCCGAGUGUAACCCUUUGAAGAUGAUCUGUCGGACAGUGAUUUGGGCGCCCCUUUUUCUCAGUUUCAUAGUUUCACUUCAUUAAAAUAGAGAUAGGUGGAGUUCUUCUGUCCACAAUUUUUAUCGAGGGGAUGUGAUUGAAAUGGGUGCCCAAUUCAAAUGCCGUAUUUUAUGACCGACCAACCUUCCAGCCCACUAUUAUUAAUUUGUUAUUAUCAAUUUAUGUCGUGAUGCCAACCCAACGGCUAUAUUUUGUUAUUUUAAUUUUGUUUUUUUGCUUUGUCUGUGGGUGUUUUUGUAAGACAACCAACGGCUACAUCAGGACAAGAGGUCUUUCAAACUUUUCGAGGCUUUCUAGAUGCUGAUGCACCUACCUUUCUCA
Messenger RNA from Vitis riparia (riverbank grape), 2167 nucleotides. RefSeq names its product probable glucan endo-1,3-beta-glucosidase A6. Gene Ontology annotation, molecular function: hydrolase activity, hydrolyzing O-glycosyl compounds. The record is from RefSeq and is a predicted model, not a curated record. Gene Ontology annotation, biological process: carbohydrate metabolic process. The transcript has 3 exons. Bases 402 to 1805 code for a protein of 467 amino acids. Gene Ontology annotation, cellular component: plasma membrane. Lineage: Eukaryota; Viridiplantae; Streptophyta; Magnoliopsida; Vitales; Vitaceae.